Messenger RNA from Adelges cooleyi (spruce gall adelgid), 2095 nucleotides. RefSeq names its product zinc finger protein 813-like. Lineage: Eukaryota; Metazoa; Arthropoda; Insecta; Hemiptera; Adelgidae. The record is from RefSeq and is a predicted model, not a curated record. Gene Ontology annotation, biological process: regulation of transcription by RNA polymerase II. The transcript is spliced from 7 exons. Gene Ontology annotation, molecular function: RNA polymerase II cis-regulatory region sequence-specific DNA binding; DNA-binding transcription factor activity, RNA polymerase II-specific. Gene Ontology annotation, cellular component: nucleus. The coding region runs from base 155 to 1990 and encodes 611 amino acids.
AUUCAAUACUUUUAUGUCCAUAAACAUAGCGAAAAUUUGACUUCGUGUGUGAUUCUAUACCUGUUUUACCUGAGUUCAGAUCCUCGUGAUACAUUCCUAUUGUAUAGCCGUGUAUUAAGCACUAGUGAGAAAUUAACCAAAACCCAGAGUUAAAAUGGACGAUUAUAACCACGGAACCAUUAUCAAACUAGAAGAAAAUGAGGACGAGAAAGAGCAGUUUUCUGAAGCCAUAUUGGAAAAAAAUGAGCCAAAUCACAUUGAAAAAUCUCCGACAAACCAAAACGAUUACCAAAAAACAAUUGACGGAGAUGCAUAUAGACUUAAUGAAGCAGGAGGAAUUAAAAUUGAAGUGAGAGAAACGGACGAUUAUUAUUAUAAGUCUAUUUUUGAAGUGAAAGAAGAAAAAGAGCAACAAAAUACAAUCGACGCGAAUGGAUACAAACUUAAUGAAGCAGGAGGAAUUAAAAUUGAAGUGAGAGAAACGGACGAUUAUUAUUAUAAGUCUAUUUUUGAAGUGAAAGAAGAAAAAGAGCAACAAAAUACAAUCGACGCGAAUGGAUACAACGUUGUUGAUUCGAAAAUCAAAGUUGAAGACAAAACAGACGGUUAUUAUUAUGGCAUAGAGAACAAAAUUGAUAAAGACGACGAAGAGAUGAAACAGGAAUUAACUGAAACCUCUAUAGAAGAAACAAAAUUAGCUAAUGCUGAAAAAUCAUAUAAUAGUUAUGUGACAGCACAGAAAGAUCUUCAAAAAACAUUUGACGGAAAUAUAUACAAUUAUAGAAAAGAGGGCAAUACAACGAUAGUUAAAUUAGAAGCCGAUAUAGUGAAUGGACAUUACUUCGAGUCCGUGAUUCAAGUGGAACAUAAUGGUCUUUUGAAUGUGCAAUCUACUAAAGACGAAUUGGAUGAAGUACAACAAUUUGCGUGUAAUUUAUGUAAGAAGUCUUUUAACACCAAAUGGAGAUUGGCUCAGCACAUAACUCGAUUACAUAAUGCACAUGCACCAACCCAGAAAAACACUAGAACACGAGUCAUCAAAAAAAGUCUCGUGUCCACUGACACGAGUUAUGAAAAGAAUAAACAAAUUGAUAGUUGUCACGUCGGGUCUUUGGUAGAAAAAGACUGCCAUAAUCAAAUAGCACCAAAGAAUGACAAUAAUGAUAUGAAAGCACGACGAAUAUUCUACUGCAAUUUUUGUCAAACGUCGUACCACACUAAAAAACAAAUAACAUUACAUUUAAUAAAAUCCCACAAAAGUUCAUUUUCUCAAAAAUCGAAUCGCAAGAAUCACGAACGCGUGCACGCUGCAGAAAAACCCUACAAAUGUUUGGUGUGUUUAAAGUCAUUCUCUGCUAAAAGCACUCUCAAAAACCACGGACGCGUGCACACUGGAGAUAAACCUUAUAAGUGUGCUAUUUGCUUAAAAUCGUUUUCACGUAAAGGCUGCCUCAAAAUACAUGAACGAGUACACACUGGUGAAAAACCCUACAGUUGUGCUGUAUGUUUAAAGUCAUUUUCACAUAAAAACUGCCUUACAAUACAUGAACGUGUACACACUGGCGAAAAACCCUAUAGUUGUACUGUAUGUUUAAAGUCAUUUGCUGCAAAACGAAAACUCACCAUACAUGAAAGCGUGCACACUGGAGAAAAGCUCAACAAAUGUUUGGUGUGUUUAAAGUCAUUUUCUGAAAAAUCCAAUCUUACGAAACACAAACGAGUGCAUACCGGAGAAAGGCCCUACAAAUGUGCGGUCUGCUUCAAAUCGUUUUCCCUAAACACAAACCUCACAAAACACAAACAUGUGCAUACUGGUGAAAAACCCUAUAAGUGUACUGUUUGCCCAAUAGCAUUUUUUCGAAAAGACCACCUCGUAAAUCACGAACGCUUACACACUGGUGAAAAUCUCUAUAAAUGUGCUGUGUGUUUUAAUUCGUUUACUACAAAAUCAAGCCUCACAAAACACAACAAACGCGUACACACUGAUUAAUUACCCCCAAAAAUAUGUAUACUUAAGUUAACUUAAAAUUAUACGGUAAUAUAUUUUGUAUUUUCUAGUACUAACUUAAAAAUAUGUAUAUGUGCAUUACUUAUA